AUGGGACGCCCUAAGAGAAACGUACUUGCGGCCGCUGAGGCUGCCCUGACACCGCCUGACGCUCUCGAGCCCAACCAGUCCCUUGUUCGUGUUGUCAAGCCCGAGGGAAACAACCUGUACACCUGCGAGCUCCCAAAUACCAAAACCCUGAUGUUGGAAUUGGCACAACGAUUUCGAAACACCAUCUGGAUCAAGCGCGGCGGCUUCGUUCUGGCCGAGAUAUACCAAGAUAGCAAAGAGGACACUCGAGCAGAUGGAGAGAUUGUGAAUGUUGUCCGAGACGAGAAGGCUUGGCGCAAACAGUCCUAUUGGCCCAAGGAAUUUGUCAAGAAGAGCACAUAUGACUUCAGCGAUUCCGAAGAAGAAUCCAAUGUCGGCAAAAUGCCCCCAAGUGACUCCGAAGAUGAGUGA
Fusarium pseudograminearum CS3096 is the source of this 411-nucleotide messenger RNA. RefSeq lists its product as uncharacterized. Gene Ontology annotation, biological process: translational initiation. NCBI's taxonomy places the organism in Eukaryota, Fungi, Ascomycota, Sordariomycetes, Hypocreales, Nectriaceae. The record is from RefSeq and is a predicted model, not a curated record. The transcript is spliced from 2 exons. Bases 1 to 411 code for a protein of 136 amino acids. Gene Ontology annotation, molecular function: RNA binding; translation initiation factor activity. Gene Ontology annotation, cellular component: nucleus.